AUGUUGUCCUGGUGGGGUCUUUCGUGCGAAGACAGACAAAUUGGCUUAGAUUUGGCGUGGCCCGGAAAGCGUGGUCGUGUUAUCGCUGACUACGUCAUGCAGACGCAGCAGCUCGUGGUGCUCUACGCUGUGUCUACAUAUCAUGUGUGUUGUCUCACACUGCACUACGAGGGCGGCCGUGAAAUAACGGUCUAUCUGGUCGAGCAGAUUGCUUUCGGUGAAGUUGGGUUCAAUGUGGAGUGUUUGGAAGACAUGCGAGCGGUCGGCGACAGCUUUGACGUUCGUGUCAAGUGGUUGGGUUUGGAGGACGAUGAAUCGACGUGGGAACCAGUAGCGAUUACUAGGCUAGAGGACAUCCUGGUGAUCUUCCGCACGUGGUGA
Aphanomyces invadans is the source of this 381-nucleotide messenger RNA. RefSeq lists its product as hypothetical. The record is from RefSeq and is a predicted model, not a curated record. Lineage: Eukaryota; Oomycota; Saprolegniomycetes; Saprolegniales; Verrucalvaceae. The transcript has a single exon. Bases 1 to 381 code for a protein of 126 amino acids.